Chelonus insularis is the source of this 2203-nucleotide messenger RNA. Its product is annotated as serine proteinase stubble-like. Bases 126 to 2126 code for a protein of 666 amino acids. Gene Ontology annotation, biological process: proteolysis. The transcript is spliced from 8 exons. Lineage: Eukaryota; Metazoa; Arthropoda; Insecta; Hymenoptera; Braconidae. The record is from RefSeq and is a predicted model, not a curated record. Gene Ontology annotation, molecular function: serine-type endopeptidase activity.
CAAUCCAUGUGGAAAAUUGUUGAAAAAAAUUUUUAUUUCAUGUUGUGGAUUUAUUCUAAACGAUGACAAAAUUAGUUCAAUAUUUGUGGAAAGAUUGAAAGUAUUUUUUAAAAACGAAAUCGUGGAUGAUGCUGCCAAGAUUGGGCCCAAGGAACCUCCUUCAAGGCAAGGUUGUUUAUAAUGCAGCCAUUGUCAUCCUGGUGCUUGGAUUUUUAGUAGAGUCUCAAGGAAGAAAUGUUUACGAAUCAAGAUUAAGUGAUAUUCAAUCUCAAGGACAGUUUGGUUAUUCGCGAUGGACAUUAUCACAAGAUAGAUCAGUUCCAGUGGAAAGAAGACGUGCUAGUGUUGAUAGAACAUUUGUAUUUACUGAUAAUGAUGACUCCAAAAAUCCUAAAGAAGUGGUUAGAAAUCGGAGAAUUGAAAAAAAAGAAAUAAAAAAUGCUCCAAGAAGUAAUUUGUUUUCUACUAGAUUAUCAGAAUAUCCUGGUAAUCAAGGAGCUCAAAGUAAAAUGAUUCAAGAAGAAUAUUCAGGCCUGGAACUAGAUGACUUACAAGAUUUUGAUCAUGAAACUGAGGAAGGAGAUGCUACUAAUGAAUUGGAAAAAUUUCUAGACGAAUUGAGAUUACGAGGAAUAACAGGAGAGUAUCAGGAUGAUGCUAAAAAUAACGGAAGUCGCGGCAGAAAAGGAAGAAGACGUAAAUUAAAUAGUCAUGAACAGGGAAUAUUGUUGGUUGAGACAUUAAAGAAGAAAAAAAAUUAUACCUUCGAAGAUCAUCGAGGACACACUGCUGUACAUCUUAAUAAUGGAAUAAUGGACAUGCUUGGCAGAAUGAUUCCCCAAACGUGCAAAUAUAAAGGAGCUAAAUUUGAAUGUGGGCUGAGUAUCAGCUGCGUUCUAGGGGGUGGAAGACCGGUAGAUUUGUGCUCUGGCGGCUUAAUCUGGAGUUGCUGUGUUGAUGAUGAUGAUAUUCCUGAAAAAGAGCCAGAAAGACCUACUGUUGGAUUAUUACAAAAUGCUACAUUUUCAUUGAACUUGGGCAACUCACGACCUUAUCUGGAAGAUGACAUAAAAAUCUAUGGAAGUGGAUUAGCAAGACCUCAGCGGCCAAAUAUACCACACCAUCAGCAUCACACGAUAAAUCAAGAUGAAGAAGCCAAUAACGGACUUUAUGAACCAACUUACUCAGCUUGGGAGCAAGAUCGUCCGAAUGAUUUAACUUAUGAUCGACCCAGCUACCUCAAUCAACCAGAGACCGGUUAUCCAAGUAAUUAUUAUCCUGAUGAGUACGAAACAAGCCGUCCGCCUAUUAUCGGAAGUGCUGGAGAUUAUCCGACUUAUGCACAGGAUCACUCCAAGUACCGUGGUUGCGGUGAACUCUACACUAGAAGUAAUAGAAUCGUGGGUGGACAUAGUUCGAGCUUCGGCAGUCAUCCAUGGCAGGCCGCGAUAAUAAAAUCCGGAUUUUUAUCCAAAAAACUUUCAUGUGGUGGAGCUCUAUUGAAUAAUAGAUGGGUUGUUACUGCUGCUCACUGCGUUGCAACGACACCAAAUAAUAAUCUCAAAGUAAGACUGGGUGAAUGGGAUGUAAGAGAUAAAAAUGAGAAACAUCUUCAUGAAGAAUUCAAUAUAGAGAGAAAAGAGGUUCAUCCUCAGUACUCACCAACAGACUUCCGAAACGAUGUAGCAUUGGUAAAACUUUCACGAACUGUUGCUUUCAAACAACACAUAGUUCCAGUUUGUUUGCCAGCCAGAAAUCUCAAAAUCUCUGGGCGAACAGCAACUGUUGCUGGAUGGGGCAGAACGAGACAUGGCCAAAGCUCUGCGCCUACAGUUCUUCAAGAGGUUGAUGUUGAAGUUAUUCCCAAUGAAAGGUGUCAGAGGUGGUUUAGGGCUGCUGGAAGAAGAGAAACAAUUCAUGAUGUCUUUCUCUGUGCUGGUUAUAAAGAAGGAGGUAGAGACUCUUGCCAAGGAGAUUCUGGGGGACCUCUCACGAUAUCUGUGGAAGGAAGACACGUUUUAAUAGGUUUAGUAUCUUGGGGAAUCGGUUGUGGUAGAGAACAUCUUCCGGGAGUUUAUACGAAUAUUCAAAAAUUCGUACCAUGGAUAGACAAAGUGAUGAGUUGAGAUUAAAAUUAAGAAAGCUAUAUUUGCUAUCGCCUGCCAAUUUACCAAAGUCUCACCUCGUUUUUCUGAUCAUUAGA